Molecule: messenger RNA, 505 nt
Organism: Ctenocephalides felis (cat flea)
Lineage: Eukaryota; Metazoa; Arthropoda; Insecta; Siphonaptera; Pulicidae
Product: rutC family protein UK114-like
Exons: 3
Coding region: 27-449 (140 amino acids)
Cellular component (GO): cytosol
Molecular function (GO): deaminase activity
Source: RefSeq, a predicted model, not a curated record
UAAAUAAUUUGAUAAUUUAACAAAAAAUGGCAACCAUAGUUCGCAAAAUCAUCAGCACCAAAGCUGCAGCCAAACCAGUGGCACCAUAUAACCAGGCAAUUUUGGUCGAUCGCACUCUCUACGUAUCGGGAUGUCUAGGAUUGGACGCCUGCACAAUGAAAUUGGUCGCAGGAGGAGCUGCCGCCGAAGCAAGACAAGCUUUGACCAACCUUGGACAUAUCUUGGCCGCUGGUGACUCAUCAUAUGACCGUGUUGUGAAAACCACCGUCUUACUUGCCGAUUUAGCUGACUUUGCAGCUGUAAAUGAAGUUUAUGGACAAGUGUUUACACAUGACCACCCUGCCAGAUCCUCCUUCCAAGUUGGAGCACUACCAAUGAAUGCUAAGGUCGAAAUUGAAGUCGUUGCAGUUUCAGGAGACGUCCGAACUAUUCCGGCAGUGGAAUGCUAAGAAAGUUAAGAAAUAAUAUGAUAAUUAAUAGUUGUUUCAGUAAAUUAAUAAGUUUU